CUUCUACCUGUUCAUAAUCACAUCCCCUAGUCUCUGCCCCAUCCUCCCCCUGUCUGCCAGCUUCUGUGUGUGUCCUCCAGCUCUCUCCUCUUCCUUUUGAGCUCCACAGUCCACAGUGUGCAGAGAGUGAGACCAGGCAGCUUUCUUCAUGCUGAGCUACAUAGGAAUGGAAAUUUUAAUUUGCUCCUUAAAUCGAUGAAACAGUCGUUGGCCAGAGGACAUAAAUGCAUGCAAGAUGGGAAAGAAACUUUUCAUGGCCCAAAAGCGUGGGGAGACGCGAGCAGUGUGCCUGGGCAUUGGAAUGAUUAUAUGUUCAGUAAUGAUAUUCUUUCUACUCGGAGUCACCGUGCUGCCUAAAUAUCUUAAAAGUGUGUGGACUGAAAAAUCUAAAUGCACCCUCGUCCAGGCUACUUUCAAAGAAAAGGCCAGUUGUACCCAUAGCAUUAACACAAAAAAUGAAGUCAUAUUAAAAUAUCCCUGUCUGGAGGUACUGGUAAAUCUGAAUUAUUCAGAAGACAUUUUCAUGCUCUAUCACACAGAAGAAUCUUUAGAAUGGAAUUACAAGUGCUCCUACAUACCUGAGUGCAAGGAGAACUACACAGAGGUGGCACUGCAUGUACAAGAGGUUCAGGGAAAAUUCAAUCAGUCCUCUUCAUUUACUUGUUACUUUGACCCCAAGGGGAGACAGAAGAGUAUUAUUUUGAUAAGAAAAUUUGGACCACAAAAGAUGAUCUUGUGUUUCUUCUGGCCAACAUCCAUGUUUACAGUUGGACUUUGCGUAGUUAUUAUUGUAAAAAUAAGUCAGUAUUUUGCCAUGAUUUCUGUGCAGAACAACAAAGCAAACACUUGAUUUUGUCAAAAAACAUAUUUCCUUUCUACACAUGCUCUAAAUCCAGAGGUAUCUGGUGCGGAACACUUAUGUAUAGUAUAUCUGUUUCAUUAGAAUGAACACAGUUUUACAGCUACAGUAAAUGGCAAAAACCCAUAUAGUAAGAACAAUGUGAAGCAUUCACCUUACAGGACCUAUGCAUUACACUUGAUGGGACACUAUAUAAUAAUAUACAGUCACUGUUUCACAAAUACACAUUUUGUUAAUAAAAAAGUGUACAUACAG
Molecule: messenger RNA, 1114 nt
Organism: Pseudophryne corroboree (corroboree frog)
Lineage: Eukaryota; Metazoa; Chordata; Amphibia; Anura; Myobatrachidae
Gene: KCNMB1
Product: potassium calcium-activated channel subfamily M regulatory beta subunit 1
Exons: 4
Coding region: 236-850 (204 amino acids)
Biological process (GO): detection of calcium ion; potassium ion transport
Cellular component (GO): voltage-gated potassium channel complex; membrane
Molecular function (GO): potassium channel regulator activity; calcium-activated potassium channel activity
Source: RefSeq, a predicted model, not a curated record